AUGUCCAUAGCCCUGAAGCAGGUGUUCAACAAGGACAAGACCUUUCGGCCCAAGAGGAAAUUUGAACCUGGCACACAAAGGUUUGAGCUCCACAAACGGGCCCAGGCAUCCCUCAACUCGGGUGUGGACCUGAAGGCGGCAGUGCAGCUGCCUAGCGGGGAAGACCAGAAUGACUGGGUGGCUGUACAUGUGGUGGACUUCUUUAAUCGGAUCAACCUCAUCUACGGCACCAUCUGUGAGUUCUGUACCGAGCGGACCUGCCCUGUGAUGUCAGGGGGGCCCAAAUAUGAGUAUCGGUGGCAAGACGACCUCAAGUACAAGAAGCCGACUGCACUGCCUGCUCCUCAGUACAUGAACCUUCUUAUGGAUUGGAUCGAGGUCCAGAUCAACAAUGAGGACAUAUUUCCUACAUGCGUAGGUGUUCCUUUCCCAAAGAACUUCCUUCAAAUCUGCAAGAAGAUCCUAUGCCGCCUUUUUCGGGUCUUUGUCCAUGUCUACAUCCACCACUUUGACCGGGUCAUUGUGAUGGGUGCAGAGGCCCAUGUCAACACCUGCUACAAACACUUCUAUUACUUCGUCACAGAGAUGAACCUCAUAGACCGCAAGGAGCUGGAGCCCUUGGUGAGUGUCACUGUGCAGCUGUGGUCCCCGAGUUACCUCAGGAGCUCAGCCAUUUGUCACACUACACGCCAGACCCGUGGAAAGUGCUCACUGAAGGUUAGCUGUUAG
This is a messenger RNA of Trichechus manatus latirostris (Florida manatee), 729 nucleotides long. It is a transcript of the gene MOB3B, whose product is annotated as MOB kinase activator 3B. The record is from RefSeq and is a predicted model, not a curated record. Lineage: Eukaryota; Metazoa; Chordata; Mammalia; Sirenia; Trichechidae. Gene Ontology annotation, cellular component: cytoplasm. The transcript has 2 exons. Bases 1 to 729 code for a protein of 242 amino acids.